AUGCCACCCUCCCUGCUCCCGCAGGGCGGAGACUCAGCGACCAGUAACGACAUGUCCGGUAUGGACAUGUAUGUUACUGAAGGCUCCUUGCCUACAGUCGAAAACACCCUAGCGGAAAGGUUAACCAAGCUGCUUGAUACCUUAAUCCCUAGGAUGGAAAGUCUUGAGAGGGUCGUCUCCGGCCAAGCUUCCAAGCCAACCGGAGCAACUCGCGCAGACUCCUUUAACACCCUCCUAGUGAGGAUUGAAGAGAUAGCGGCCAAAAUGACCAGACUGGAAAAGAAGGUUGAGGCUUUGUCCUCACCUCUCUCCUCCAACAUGAUGGCUCAGACGACCGCUAAACCAAGCAUCUUGCCUCCUAGACCAGCCCCCCUCUAUUCAGAGAAGGCGGCCGGGAUCUCCAAGCCCGGGGCGGCCAAGUCUCUGCCACUGGUUCCCCCCUCUUUGUAUAUCAACAGGUUUAAGCUUGGGCAGGUAGUGAUCAGGAAGAAAUUCGAUCAGCCCAAACCCUUUGAAGGCCUAACAGCGGCAGCCAUUUGCCAGAAAAUCAAUGACGCACUCGAUUUUGCUAAAGCGACGAUUGACAAUGAAGUUAUCAAGGUAAAAGCGGUUGCACAAUUUCCAAAUGGAGAUGUCAAAAUUUUCACUAAAGAUCGACGAGCGGCCAAAUGGUUGUUAGACAAUAAACACCUUUGGACCGAAAAAGCUGACCCGGUUUUUGUCACAUCCCAAGUGGCUCACCCUGUCCUCCUCCACUCCUGCCCCACCAGCUUCGAAGUCGACAACAAAGAGCAUGUUGAGCUCCUUUGUAAACAAAACAAUAUCGAGCCAAAGGAAAUCCAAAAGAUUCGUUGGCUCCUCAAUCCCAAAGGGACGGGUAAGGCUUCCAGCACCCUUUUGAUUUUCUUCUUCAAUAGACGUCUGGCCCUUGACAUCGAAAGGGCCGGACUAUGCUACAACAGCUUACACCUUAAAGGGCAACACUACCUUCAAGGCCCAAAGCAAUGCUAUAAUUGCCUGGCUGUCGGUCACUUAGCUCAUUCCUGCAAAGAGAAACCACUCUGCUCGCGUUGCGGAGCAGGACACAACUCAGCCUCCUGUGACGAAAUGGAGGACUCUAGCAGAAACUGCCAGCGAUGCCUGCAAGUUGACCGCAAAUCCUCCACCACCGUUGACCUAUCUGAUCCGAAAUAUGAUCAUUCCCCCUUCAGUAGUGCUUGCCCUAUCCGGGCUAAAGAAAUAGAAAAACUAUCCAAGGAUAAGACCCCCAACCCCCGACAAUGA
Messenger RNA from Puccinia graminis f. sp. tritici CRL 75-36-700-3, 1284 nucleotides. RefSeq lists its product as uncharacterized. The record is from RefSeq and is a predicted model, not a curated record. The coding region runs from base 1 to 1284 and encodes 427 amino acids. Lineage: Eukaryota; Fungi; Basidiomycota; Pucciniomycetes; Pucciniales; Pucciniaceae. Gene Ontology annotation, molecular function: nucleic acid binding; zinc ion binding. The transcript has a single exon.